AUGCGCAUAUUUUAUGCAGGUGCUAAUAGACACUUGACUCCGAAAAUAGACCGCGGGUUAUUGAUAGACAGACAACGCCUUCCGUGUACGCCACGGCACUCUCGACUCUCGAGGAGUGCAGCAAAAACAGCAGUCUGGCGGUCAGCAGCCGAAGAAGAAAAAGAGAUCCUCCGCAUUCCCGGCAUCGAGAUCGAAAGUACCACGUGCGUUCAGUACGCCGGGCACCUUCCAAGCAUCCGCAGCAUGCAUACUAAGAUCAAGACGGCCGUGGCCGCCGCGUGUGCGAUCUUCGUUUUUUGUGUUGUGGCGGUCGAUUGUAGGAGGCACCAUACGCAAGAAGUGCACAAUUCGCACCAGCCUUCGGGGGAUAUCGAUAAAUAUGUGGUGGUGGAUUCCAAGACUGGGAUUAGGUAUAAUCCUUAUAGCAAGCAUCAUCCGGGGAGGCACGUUUGUGCCAGCCAAAAGCAGGUCAGCCAACCUUUAAAAAGAAAACAACCCUAUUGCAAACCGGUUUACAAAAAAUACAUGGUUCCUUGUAGCCCAGGGUCCAGCCAACUUUGUACUGCUUUAAGGGUAAUAUAUGAAACACACUACAAAGAAAUAACGACAGCACAAACGAACAACGAAGUAACUUAUUCCUGCUGCCCAGGAUGGACACAAGUCAGCCCCAAAAGUCACGGAUGCAACCGACCAAAAUGUUCUAAACCCUGCCAAAACGGUGGAAAAUGCGUAAAACCCGAACUAUGCGGUUGCCUGAAAGGGUUCAGCGGCGUACAAUGCGAAAUUAACCACAACAAACCUGAAUGCCCUAUACCUUGCCAAAACGGCGGAAGAUGCCUUAAAGAGAACUACUGCAGCUGUCCGCGUGGUUUCGGCGGAAAUCAAUGCGAAAUAGAUCUCAAUAAACCUAAUUGUUCCAAAGGCUGCCACAACGGCGGUACGUGCGUCAGACACGAACUUUGCCGUUGCCCCAAAGGAUUCGGUGGACGUCAUUGCGAAGUAGACGUAGACGAAUGCAAGGAAAUGAAGCCCUGCGAUCAAAUUUGCUACAACACGUUCGGCAGUUAUAAUUGCCAGUGCAGAGAGGAUUUUAUUUUGCUUGCCGAUGGACAAUCUUGCCGAAAAGAGGUAAUCGAUACGCCUUUGGAGGCGAAUAAUUUGGAGUUUGAGCAGUUGGAUAAGAGAAUAAUAAAAUUAGAAACGAUGAUGGAUGAAAGUCAUAAAAACGAAGUUUCAAAGUCUGAUAUCCAAAACAUUUACAAAGAUAUUAAUGCCAUGACUAAAGAUGUCUACACUUUAAAAAACAAAUUUGAUGAUAUGGAUAACUACAGAAAUGACAUGCACAUAUUCAAAAAUAAAUUAAGUGAAAUUGAAAGAAAAGCCGAUAAAGUUAACAAUAUAAUCUCAAAUUUUGAUUUUAUUCCUCAUUGGUCUCACUAGACUAAAAUAUGACUGAAAAAAAGUAAAUUACAGGUAUUACACUGUGUUAUAAAUCUGAGAGUAUCGAAAUGUUUACCAUUUUUAAUUCCUGAUAUAUGAGGGUGGCUUAAAAAGUUCAAGGUCUGAAGCCAUACUAGUGACAUCCCUGUUUCAAAACAACGAAAUUUGAGAUUUUUUUAUAAAUUUUGUUUGUCCUUUUCCAUAAAAUAAAAAAAUCAUUACUUUACCAUUUAGGUAUUCUUUUAUUUGUAUACUUUGGGUAAAACAACCUGCUUUUCUCAAAAUAUUUGAAAAAAAAACUAAAAAGCUGUUAAAGCCAAAAAUUUCUUAUUCCUGGGAAUUUUGAAAAAAAGUAAGUUUUAAACAUAAACCUUCAUUUUUAUACAAUUUCAUUGCUACUAUAUUUUGAGUUACCAUCACCAUCUUUUGUUUUUAUAUUGGCCUUAGAUUCCUUGAUUUUUUUAUCUAACCAUUUUCCAAUAUGGUGGCAUUGGUGAAAAACAAAAGAUGGUGGUGGUAAAUCAAAAAUGUGUGCGAAAAAAUCACGAAUUGUAUGAAAAAGAAAAUGGGUGCCCAGUUUUUUUCAAAUUAUUUGAGACCCACUGAUUUUUUGAAUGCCAUAUUAAUAGACUUGUAACAGCUUUUCUCCAACAUUGUAGCUCUUUGAAUAAAAAAGAUACCCAUACAUAAAAGUAUACUUGGUAUGCACAAUAAAAAUCUCAAUAUAAUAAUAUUUAGUAAAUAUGAAACACAGGAUAUCAAUCUAUAAAAUAUAUUUUUUCAGUUAAAGCCAUGUGUAUAUGUAAUUAAUUAAAAUAGGGAUUAUAUAAGAUUAAAAACUGAUUUUCACUGCCAAUAUUGAAUGUAAUAUAACUAUUUAUAUAUUAAAGGUGUUUUAUUUAAAAAAAAACCCACAAAAAUAAAAAAGAAAGAUUUAUUUAACAUGAACUUAUAAAUUACAAUACCAGUCUUACCAACUAAUUUUUCUUGCCUUUGCCCUUCUUGUUUCCUUUCUUAUUUUUGGUCACUUUCCUUUUUCUAGGGUGCACCCAAACAGGGUAAGCACCAUUUUCGUUCCUUAAUGUCCUGGUAUUAAAUUUCUUUUUAAUGUCCAUCAAAUCAACAUCGGUCACCAUGUCGUCUUUCUCGUCUUUCUUCUUUUCUUUGAUUUUGUCUGCCGUUGUGAAUGUCACAAUCUCCGAUACCUCCUUCAUUUGCACAUCUUUUUCUUCCUUGGUAUCGUCAAUGCCCAACGUUUUCUUCAGCCUUUCCAGUUCUUUUUUGCCGUAACGUUCGCGUUUCACAGCCCUGCAUUUACGCCUCCAUUUACUUCUCAUACUUUUUGCCAUCUGAAAAUAAUAAAUUU
This is a messenger RNA of Brassicogethes aeneus, 2806 nucleotides long. The record is from the annotation of a GenBank genome assembly. Lineage: Eukaryota; Metazoa; Arthropoda; Insecta; Coleoptera; Nitidulidae.